Molecule: messenger RNA, 905 nt
Organism: Papaver somniferum (opium poppy)
Lineage: Eukaryota; Viridiplantae; Streptophyta; Magnoliopsida; Ranunculales; Papaveraceae
Product: 17.8 kDa class I heat shock protein-like
Exons: 1
Coding region: 219-695 (158 amino acids)
Biological process (GO): response to hydrogen peroxide; protein folding; protein complex oligomerization
Source: RefSeq, a predicted model, not a curated record
CGUCGAGAAUUGUCUUUUAAUCUUUCUUAAUCUUCGUAUAAAUACGAGAUGAAUUCGAUCGACAUACCCAAUCAAAUCAGAUCUCAUUCGCAGUGUAAACAAUUCUAUAACCUCAUUCGCAAAUUCUCAAAAACAGUUUCCAAAUUAAACCUCAAAACUUACGAAAUCUCAGAAAACAGUUUUUCAAAUUAAACCUCAGAACCCCAAAAAUCUCAACAAUGUCGAUGAUUCCAAGUUUCUUAGGCAACCAAAGGACAAAUGUUUUCGACCCAUUCUCACUAGAUAUUUGGGACCCAUUUUUAGGAAAUUCUGGAUUUUCCUUUCCGGCUGGUUCUGAAAUUUCAAAAGAAACUUCACAAUUGGCAAACACUAGAAUCGACUGGAAAGAAACCCCAGAAGCUCAUAUAUUUAGAGCAGAUCUUCCUGGAAUUAAGAAGGAAGAAGUGAUAGUCGAAGUUGAAGAAGGAAGAGUUCUUCAGAUAAGUGGUGAAAGAAAUAGAGAAAAAGAAGAGAAGAAUGAUAAAUGGCAUAGAGUUGAACGCAGCAGCGGUAAGUUUUUAAGGAGAUUCAGAUUGCCUGAGAAUGCAAAAGUUGAUGAAGUUAAGGCGUCCAUGGAGAAUGGAGUGCUUACUGUGAGUGUUCCCAAAGUCGAAGAGAAGAAGCCUGAAGUCAAGUCCAUUCAGAUUUCUGGUUAAUUGAAUUACAUUUUCCAGUAGAAUGUGUCUCUGCUGUGCUCAAUUCUUGUGUUGGGUUUUAGUGUGGAAUGUGAACAAUGAAAAGUAGGUUGAUGUAGUCCUGUUUGUGGUGAUCUCUGAUUAGUGUUUGUGUGUCCAUCUGUGAGGUCUGCAAUGGUCUGAACUUUUCUUUUUAAUAAAAACUAUAAGCUUGUUUUCUGUUUCUGUUAA